AUGCUUCGCUUUUGCGCCUUGGUUUGGGGGAUGACGCCUCGAUCCAGGAGGAGGAUGACGGCCAACAGGGCUCCGGCUCCGGCACCGACUCGACCACCACGGCCCGGACAUUGCGACAGGGGAUUCUCAAGGCAGCCAACUUGCAAGACAAGCUUCUGGAGAAUACAAACCAGACUCCUCGCCCAAGUCAUCCCCGUAGACGAUGGCCAACCUCACGGCAGCGGCGAGCCCGGCGGGGCCAACGAACCCUCGGCCUUCGGCGAACGACCAGGCUUCACGGUAGGCGCCAUGUCCAACAACUUUCGACGUUUCAACGCGCGUAUCGGGGUUGUCUUCAAAUUCCAAGCCAAAGCCUUGCGCGUGCUGUCAUGGCGACGGCCCACGCACACCUUGUCCCUACUAGCCGUCUACACCUUCGUCUGCCUAGACCCCUACUUGAUCUUCGUUCUCCCGCUCGCCAUCGCCUUAUUCGGCAUCUUCGUCCCCUCCUUCAUCGCACGACACCCAGCCCCCGCCUCCUCCUCCGAAGCGCACGCGGUGCGCAACCUGGGCUACUCCCCUCGCGGCCCGCCCCUGGCACCCCCGCGCACGUUCAAGCCGACCAAGGAGCUAUCGCGCGACUUCUUCCGCAACCUUGGCGACUUGCAGAACGUUAUGGACGACUACAGCGUCGCCCACGACAAGAUCAUUGCUUUGGUGGUCCCCAAAACCAACUUCUCGGACGAGGCUUUGUCGUCCGCCAUUUUCGUUUUGCUCUGCGGCGCAUGCGCCCUCAUGACCGUCACCGCCCACCUGAUUCCCUGGCGUUAUAUCUGUCUGGUCGCCGGCUGGCUCGCCAUCUCGUCCAACCACCCCACCGUUUCCCGACUGAUUGGUGAGUGGCAGGCGCAGUAUCUAGGAGGAGAAAAAGAACCGAGCGCGACGGUGCAGGCCGUGCACGACAACGAUAAGAAACUGGAACAGAUACAGAACCAUCCGCCCGGUCCCAGCCCUGAUUCAUCGUUAGCAGCCGAACGCGCCUUCGACGCCUGGGUCCGCUCGGAUAUCAUCCUGGACGACGCACCCGAGACGCGCGAGGUGGAGAUCUUUGAGCUGCAGCGCCUCAGCGACACCAGCGGCGAGUGGGAGCCGUGGUUAUUCAGCCCGUCGCCGUACGACCCCCUAUCUGCGGCGCGGAUUGCGGGCGACCGGCCGACGGGGACGCGCUUCUUUGAGGAUGUUUUGCCGCCUGAGGGGUGGGAGUGGAGCGGGAAGAAGUGGGCGUUGGAUCUCUGGAGCAGGGAGUGGGUGGAAGAAAGGAUUAUCACUGGGGUUGAGGUCGAGACGGAAGGGGAGAGGUGGGUGUAUGAUAUCUAUAAUGAGCAUGAGAAUGGCAUGAAUGGCAGUGACAAUGGUGACCUGGGGGCGGCGUUGGGGGAUGGGGAUUACGAGACACCGGUCAGGAGUCAAGAUCAGAGUCGGUAUACGCCCAAGAUUGGACCCACGAUCAGUUGGGAGGAAGGGGAGGAGGGAAUGGGUCGGAGGGGACGUUGGCGGAGGCGAAGGUGGGUGAGGAUGGUGAAGAGGAAGAAUGUCAAUGCGGCGUCCAAUUAG
Molecule: messenger RNA, 1593 nt
Organism: Neurospora hispaniola
Lineage: Eukaryota; Fungi; Ascomycota; Sordariomycetes; Sordariales; Sordariaceae
Product: Peroxin/Dysferlin domain-containing protein
Exons: 3
Coding region: 1-1593 (530 amino acids)
Biological process (GO): peroxisome organization
Cellular component (GO): peroxisomal membrane
Source: RefSeq, a predicted model, not a curated record